Molecule: messenger RNA, 2109 nt
Organism: Eublepharis macularius
Lineage: Eukaryota; Metazoa; Chordata; Lepidosauria; Squamata; Eublepharidae
Gene: C1H21orf58
Product: chromosome 1 C21orf58 homolog
Exons: 9
Coding region: 259-1119 (286 amino acids)
Source: RefSeq, a predicted model, not a curated record
GUAAUGUUUCAGAAGUAUUGCUGUCAUUCAAGACUGUCUUAGUUACCAGGCUGAAUGUAGAGGGCGGGAGACAGUGGAAAGGACUAGGCAUGACGGGAUUCUGUUUUCCCUUGCAAUUUCAAUCUGAAGCUAUCGCCCUGAGGAGGCUUUAUGGAAAACUUUGACAAAGAUGCUGGAGGAAGAAAGAGGCUACGGGUGUUAAUUUUUUAAAACUUCCUUUGCCACUUCGUCAGCUCCUUACCCUGGGAUUUUGUCACAAUGACGGACUCGGAGGUGGCUGAUCACCUGACACGACUGAAAAUCAAACUCCUUGAGAAGAAACUGGAAAACGAACAGGAAACUAUGGAGGACUGUGAAUCUCCCAUUCCUGAAGCAAGGAAUUAUGGCAGCCAUGACUUUGCCUUACAAAGUGCACUGAGGCGAAGAAAAGACCUUCUGCAGCAACUCAGGGAGCAGAACCUUUUGGAAGAAUUUUCACUACCGCAUGGCUUGCCAAGAAUCCAAAGAACACACUAUAGACAGGAACCAGAGUACAGCUACCAAGCUCCUCCUCCUCCUCCACCGCCGCCGCCGCCGCCACCACCACCACCACCAAGAAUUAUCCAGCAAACUUUGCCUCAGCAACCAGCAACGAUUAUUCAACAAAUCCCUCAGCAUCCGCCGCUCAUUACCCAGAUUCCUUCUCCACAACCGUUCCCAGCCCCUCGCUCUGGGAGCAUUAAGGAAGAUAUGGUGGAAAUGAUGCUGAUGCAAAAUGCGCAGAUGCACCAGAUCAUUAUGCAGAACAUGAUGCUGAAAUCUCUACCACCACCAGCGUAUUCACCAGCUAACGGGCCUGGGGCUCCUCUGCUUCACCAUGGACAGCCGCUCAAUGCCCCUAUUGUGGUACGAGCAGAGAAAUCCCGCCCGUCAACGGUACAUCAUCAUCACUAUACAUCUGCAGCGGUGCCAGCUAUGCCUCCUCAUCUUGGCUUUCCGAUGUGGCCUUCAGUAAUGCCUCCUGGUCUUGGUACACAAGUGGGAGGAUUCCCGUCUGACUCCCACCAUCUCUCUGUCCCAACUACCACAACACACACGGUACCACCCCAUGGACUUUUUGGAUUACCCCCAGGCCUGUAGAUUUCUACAGCACCUAGAAAAGGAGGCUGGCAAAGAGAUGCUGACUGAGGAACCAGAGCCUUCUUCACAGGGUGCUUCAUUUCAAGAUGAUAUUCUUAGUCGGACUGGCAGCCAGUCUGAUCGUAUUCAUAUUUACUCAGAAGUAAAUCGUAUUUACUCAGAGUCUCUCAGAAUUCAAUGGGACUUACUUCAGAGUAAUUGUGCGUAGAAUUGUAGCCUCUGUUUUCGAUAAAAAACCGAAGUUGAUCUAGUCUAAUGUAUAAUUCUAUUCCAUGAACAUCUCCUAAGGACUGCUACUGUUGGCGGUGGUGGGGGCAGUUGUCAGAAAUGUUUCUGACUCCCCUGGCCUCUUUCAUGCCGAAUUCUGAUGAUGUGUGAGGCAGGAAUUAUUUUAUAUCCCUGAGAAGAAUGACGUGUCCUGUAACAAUCUCAGGCAGACAUAAAUGCAGUAUUGUAUAACAAUGGAAAGAACAUGAGAGGUUGAAGUUCUGCCCUUGUUUUGUGCUCGUGCAGAUAUUUAUCAUUAACACCGGAGACGAGUGAAAGAAUGGAUUCUUUCCUUUUCAACAUACUGGGAGUGUUCCUCUUUUUGAGUAAAGCAAACAGUUACGUAAUUGCUGCAGUUCCAUGGGCUCAUAUAUCAGAGAUCCCCAACACAGAAUCCUGGGGGUGUCUUCCCGUGUGUUUCCUGCUGCUUGCUUAAAAAUCCAAAUAGAACAGCAAAAAGCAGGGAGCUUCAAGUUUCUUCCUACCAGCAGAUUAAGUAGCAAAGUUCUGAUUUCAUCCUGGGCAGAUGCCAUAAUUUUCUUAAAUUGCUGGCUUAGAAAUCUCUCCCUGUGGCUGCACAAAGCAAAUACUUUCCUGUCUUUGGAAACUGAAACCAAACAGCAUUUCCCCCCAAACCUAACAGCCAAUUUCCCCCAUUUGUCAGGUGCAGGAGGCUCUUUAAAAGAGUCCAGGAUUGUAUCAACAGGAUAGUAAAGAGUCCAG